Molecule: messenger RNA, 948 nt
Organism: Radiomyces spectabilis
Lineage: Eukaryota; Fungi; Mucoromycota; Mucoromycetes; Mucorales; Radiomycetaceae
Exons: 4
Coding region: 135-632 (165 amino acids)
Cellular component (GO): cytoplasm; myosin II complex
Molecular function (GO): calcium ion binding; myosin heavy chain binding
Source: RefSeq, a predicted model, not a curated record
CGGUUAUCUUUUUUUUUCCCUGGUUUUCCUAUUUUCCUUGUCUUUCAAUUUUUAUUAUAUUAUCUUUCGCCCCCUUGUCACUGAACUGCGCCAGACGCCAUUCCAAUCAAGCCAAUCAUUGACUCCUUCUCAAUAUGAUUACACCUGUGUCACGAAAGAGUAAACAACGCACUGCACGUCAAAACUCCAAUGUGUUUGCCAUGUUUGAUAAGCAACAGAUCAUGGAAUUCAAAGAAGCAUUCAAUAUCAUGGAUACCAAUGAGGACGGAAUUGUGGAUGCAAAGGAUUUGGAAGUCACCUUUCAACGACUAGGUCAACCUGCUACCGCGGAGCAAAUUGAAAAAAUGAUGAAUGAAGCGCCGGGAUCCAUCAAUUUCACGGUGUUCCUAACAUUGAUGGCGGAUAAACUAACCGGCACGGACCCGGAACAGGUCAUCAUGAAUGCAUUUGCUGCAUUUGACGAAGAUGGUAAAGGUUCGAUCAACGCAGACUAUCUUAGAGAAUGCAUGACCACCAUGGGUGAUCAUUUUACGGACGAAGAGGUUGAUAUCAUGUUCAAGGGUUCCGCUGUCGAUGAGAAUGGUAACUUCAACUACAGAGAUUUUGUCCGUGUUCUCAAACAUGGAGAAUAACUGGCACAAAGCGAAUUCUCGGCUCUUUUCUUUUCUUGCUUGCAUAACGUUCCGUGGUCGAUUGAUUCCCUUUCUAUCUUUUCGUUUCCAAAAUGUAAAUACUCCAAUGGUAGCCCAUGUCACGCACAGACACACUCCUUUGUUUAUACAUCUCUCUAUUCACAGCAAACCCCAAAAAAUUCGCUUUGAUUUGAUGCGACAUAUUGCUGCAUUUCGCCAGUCAUUGUAUCAAUCUAACCCAGUAAUUCCAGUGCAUCCCGAUCACCCGAACCCGCAAAAAAUAAAAAUCGUAUCACGAGGUUUAAAUGAACUCCAG